CGUCCUAAACCGGCUUGCUUUUCGAUUGUCUAUCGCGGUUGAGCGUUUGCAUUGUAUCAACACCAACUCCCUGAACAGUGAUGCGCUGUUCAUUCUGCAGUUUCGAACGUUCGACUUCGGUUAUCUCUCAACUCAUCUCGCGGAUUAUAGAAUAUUUAUGGUGCAUUUGUUGGCGAAUAUUGGGGAAAACGGGCGCUAUAUUUGAAAGGAAAAGGAGCUCAUGGGUGGGUUGCAGAGUGGGCUAUUCGAUUCCUUUGUGUAUUUCUUUUGUUUGGUUCUGUUUUCCUGUGGAAACUCGGUGUUUGGAAUACAUGUUGUUUCUGUGCUGGCCUGAUGUUGGUUUCCUUCAUGCUCCUAUAUAUGCGAAACGUCAGGAGCAGGUUUCGGUUUCUUAUCUCUACCACUGUUGAACGUUACGCUAUGCUUGAAGGACAUAAUAAGCUAUAUACACCAGCAAAUAUACGAUUCAUGAAUAAUAGCCACAAAUUCCGAAAUUUAUCAUCUUCGAUUGAGU
Aspergillus novofumigatus IBT 16806 is the source of this 514-nucleotide messenger RNA. RefSeq lists its product as uncharacterized. Lineage: Eukaryota; Fungi; Ascomycota; Eurotiomycetes; Eurotiales; Aspergillaceae. The transcript has a single exon. The record is from RefSeq and is a predicted model, not a curated record. The coding region runs from base 81 to 410 and encodes 109 amino acids.